GGUCUUUCCCCGAGUUUUGCAGCAUUGACUUUCAUCCAUCACAUCAGGGCCGGCUCCCUCGGAAUCAGAAAAUUUCGUUACAUUAUAUUAUCGCUCUCGUCUCGUGCGUAACUGCUGCUCAGACUGCUGCCAGUGUUAAGUGCUUGACUACUCUUGUUCGUUUUUCCAUUGGCUCUCGGAGUCGCGAUUGAGCCGCUCCGCCGAUCGAGUACAAAGUAUCAGUGAAAACAACGUAGGAAGAAAAAGACGGCCUCAUUGAGGUCAUCACCGGACUUCUACAGAGCAGUCCGCUCGCAGCUGCGUGACCUCUGUCACACAACAUGAGGCGUCAAACUACAGAUCGUUCAAAGAGAAGUGGGUUCAGUGGUAGUUCAAAAUGUACAACUACCUUGUGCAUCGCGUUCCUUUUUCUUACCCAUUUGACUUUCGAAAGUGCGGAGGCUUUAUUCAGGCCCGGAAAAGAAUACGUUUUUGAAUACGAAGCAACAUCAAGCUCUGGUGUACUGGUACCAUCAAAAGCACAAUCGUCAUGGGGCUUUUCCGGAACAUUGAUAGUCCAGGUAGAUGAGGACGCUGCGUGGAUGCAGUUUGAAUCCUUGAAAACGAAAGUUUCGAACGGCGUAGAAGAGCUCGAUAUGAAAAAUGAAGCUAUAGAAUUAGGAGAAUCUACAAAUGACCUACUAAAGCCUUUCAAAGUUCGUUAUAAAUCGGGACAAAUCACGAAUUUUAGUGUAGACGCUAAUGAGGCCGUAUGGGCCACUAAUAUCAAACGAAGUAUCGCAGGAAUUUUGCAACUUGAUUUGGCAUCUUUGGAAACACAAGCGGCCUUUCACUCCAUGGAAAUGAAUCAUUAUGGCCAGUGUACAAUUGAAUAUGUUGUAACUGUUGAAUCUGACAGUAGACGAGUGGUACGCAAGUCAGUAGAUCCUCGAACAUGCACAGGUCAUUCCCAUCGCACUUGGAGUAAUGUACCCAGAAUGCCUUGUCCCAGCAGUGAUCAAAACCCAAUAUUAAAAUCCAGCGAACGGUUUUAUGAAAUCUCACUUAUUGAUGGCGCAAUGAAGCUCCUAAGUGUCAAUGCUACAGGUGAAAUUUAUGUACAGCCAUUCCAAAGCCUUGGAGAAGCUCAUUUUUUAAUUAACAAUCAAAAAAUAAGAUUGAUAUCAGAGAAAGAUCAAAAAGUGACUAUUCCAUCAGCAAAUUUUCAAACAAAGCACACGCAGCAUGAGCUUCCUGGAGAUGAUUUGACUCAAGGUCGAGGAACUCCCGAUAAAGCAAAUGUUUUUAAAUCUAUCAGCAAGCUUUUGGAUCGUUUGAGCCAGAGAUUAGAAAAUCCUGGCUUGGACACUGAAAUUAAUAAUCUACACAAUACAACGAUUUCUGUUUUGCUGUAUUAUCUUAGCAUGCUAAACAGAGCCGAUUUACAAGCUGCUUUUAACAACAUAUCUGGAACUAGUUACAAAGAAGAAACUGUGAGAAACAUGUUUCUGGAAGCACUACCACAAGUAGGAACCACAGAAGCAGCCUUGUUUGUAUUGGAACUUAUUCAAUCGCAAACGGUUUCAGAUAUAACUGCAAUACAAUUGUUAACACACCUUCCUUUCCACGUUCGUAAGCCUGAUGUACAGUUACUCUUAGGACUCCAACCUUUGCUGAAUCUUCACAACAAAAUUUCUUCAGAAGUACAGCAUACAGGAAUACUUACUUUUGGAACUUUGGUUUACAAGACUUGCCUCUCAUUCUGCCCAUAUGAGAUGCUUGAUGACUAUGUUAAACUAUAUUUGGAUAAAUUUACAGAAAGCAAAGAAUAUGAGAAGAAAAUGGUUUGGUUGGAAGGCUUGUCUAAUAUUCAACUUGGCAGAGUAGUUGAAUUCCUUGAACCCAUAGCCAGUGGAAACAGUGCGGAAUCUCGACAUCUUAGGGUUCUUGCUGCAUGGGCUUCUUUACCAACAGCUCCACUACGACCUGAUGUGAUAUAUCCCGUUUAUUGGCCUAUUUUAGUCAAUCGUACAGAGCAUUUAGAGAUGCGAGUAGCUGCAUUAACGCUUCUUAUAGUUUCCAAUCCAACACCAAGUCGUUUAAUAUCUCUGUAUUGGUAUCUUAAAGGAGAGCCAAGUCGCCAUCUCUACAAUUAUUUCUACACAACUUUGAAAUCAAUAGAACGAACUAAAUUUCCAUGCUAUACACACAUGGGUGGAAUCGCUGCGCAAUUUGCUCGAAUUCUUCAUAAGCCAGUACCUAAUGAACAUAUCAUCACUGGAAACUAUCUAUUUGACUACCAAGAUUCAAGGAGAAAUUUUGGUGCUCUUAUUAAUGGAAUAGUCAUUGCUAAUUCUCUAACAAACAUCCCAGAAGUCGCUUAUAUUACUUUGCAUAACCAUGGAUCUGGGCUUGAUUUAAAUCAUGUAGCUUUAUAUAUUAAAGCAGAAGGACUGUUACAUGCGAUUUCGACAAAUGUAAACGAUAUGAGCUUUUCUACUCGAGUUGAAGACAUUCUCAAACAAUUUAAAUUCAAACAUCAACCAAACAGCCCUGUGCAUCUCGAAAUCAUUGCAUAUGUUCAACAAAAAGCUGUAUUAUGUUUGCAUCUAAAUCAAACAAAUCUUAUCAAAGCAUUUAAGUAUGUGUCAACUUUACAAGACAGCACAUAUCAUGUUUAUCAAAGUAUGGAGUUCCAUGUCAAUCAACAAAGAAUUCAUGUUCCUUUAACAAUGGAAUCCAUUCAAGUAACAGACUUGGGUACCAAUGUACGAUUAGCAGUAACCGCUAAUUCUUUAUUUUCAAUGAGAGGAAAUUUCACUCACAUAUCAAAUGGUCGUAACAAUCAUGUCAUAUUAAGAACAUCAAUACAUGGCACACAAGUUUUGGAAAACUAUAAUCCUUUCAAUGACCUCUGGCACGCAGCAGAGAGAGCUCAAUCAAUUCAUGGAUAUUUACCUGUUAACAUAACAUUUGGAUUCCAAGAAAAAUUAUUCUUUUCUUAUAAUACACCAGAAGACAAGUUAAGAGCUGGAUUAAUUGCACACGUUAGAACAGUAACAAAUAUUAGAGGGUACAAAGUACAAUCCAAAUUAGACACCCUGUGUUCAAAUUGUGUAGAUUUGUAUACUGUAAAACGUUUACCACAUAAAACAAGCACAUCCAAUAACAUCUUUGUAUUCAAAGCCCCAGAGCUCGGAGGAUUAUUUGGAGUAACAGUAUUUGAUUGUGAAGAUAGGAUUCCAACAGAGGAAUUCAUGAUUGCUGAUGUUUUAUCCUCACAUCAAAGUAACUGUCGCAUUUGGCCUCUGUUGGAGACUGUAUUACUAGGACUUCAUUUCUUUGACUAUUUGUCUUACGUUCCUCCAGUAGGCAGCUGUGGUUUGGAAGUAUAUGUUGAACCAAUAAGUUCACUAUCAUCAGAGAUAAGAUUUGAAUACACGAAAAAAGAUAAAUAUCACAUGCUAGCUUUAACUAGAAGACAUCUCAAUAAAGUCGAAAUUCUUCAACAAUGGAAUAUUGCUAUUGCAUAUGAUAUAACAAGUUGGAUUUCAGAUACACUAAGAAUUAAAGCAAGUAAAAGUAGUUCUCCCAAUGAGAAAGUGAUGAAGGUUUGUAUUGAAGGAGAAAGAGAGACGCCAUGGGAUUGGGACUUUUUGAGCACAAAACCAAGCGAACCUUCUUCUAUUAAGCUCAAUAUAAUCUGGGGCCCAGCAGAUUCAGCAAAAGGAAAAUGCAGUGGAUCUUCGUUACUUAUGCAAUUAACUGGUGAAGUGACUGACGAGCAAAUAGCAGACAGCAAAAAAGACAUUUGGCCUUACAAUGAAUGCCAAGCUCAAUCAAAAGACAAGACAUUUGUGCCAUAUACCGAAGCUUGUUAUGAAGCUUCUAGAGAAAUGUCAACAUUAAGAAAGUAUAAAAUAUCCAUUGCACAUGAAAAUCUUCCAACCGAACUUUUAAAAUUAGGUUGGAAAUUGCGAGCGCUUUACGAUUUAGUUGGGGGUAACAGUAGCAAAAAAUCUCCUAAUACAGAUGAAAUGGCAGUGGUUGCAACAUUUCCAAAGGAUUCUAGUAGCGGUGAAUUAUUAUUCAAUGGAGAAAAAAUUAAAACUGAAUUCAGCAGUAGUUUUAUAAAUAGUAUGCUGGUAAGAAGUAGACUUCACAAAUACAUGGAUAGUCCAUUUUUAAGAUCUUUCUUCAGUACAUGUAUAUUAACACCCAGUGCUAUUAAAUCAUCAAAUAACAUUUCUCAUACCUUUGAGCAAGACAAAGAAAAAUUGAUUAUCGCUAGAUGUGAUGACAAUAAGCCGAGAUUUAUAUUAUCUGCAGUUAAUAAGGGUGAUUUUGUUGAAUUGACACUUGACGACGAGACUGAUAGAAUAAUUUUAGAUUCUAAUGGAGAAGGUGGUACUGUUCACAAUCACACACAUCCAGUUCCUGUAGUAAGAAACUUCGAAUUUUCAUACAUUGGAUCAAAAUGGGUCAGGAUGGAUAAGAAAACUGUUGAUCUAGUAUUUGCGGAAAUUUUGCUUUUUGUUCAUUGGUCAAAAGAACAAGUGCUUCUAUUUUAUCCAAAUUAUAUUCAAGAGUUUGUGUGUGGAUAUUGCACAUUACAAGGUCCAAAUACUGAUGGACUUUAUGACAAGCUUUAGUGAUUAAUGGAUUCAUUACUACUUUUAUAUAUUUUCAAUUAUAUUUUACUAUAGAAUUAGACAAGUUUGCUUAAAUAUUAAUGAUGAAGAAUGCAAAACAUGUGUUAAAAAAUAUUUAUUGUAGUUUUUAAGACUCUAUUUUGCAAGUUUUUACUUUUUAAUAAACAUAUAAGUUUUUAUAAACUCACUUUUAAUUUUUUCCCUUUUUUAUUUAAAAUAAUAAGAUAAAUUUAUUUUGAUCAAGUAAAAUGCACUACUUUUGGUUACAUAUUUCUAGAAGAUUGUACUUUUUAUAUGUAAAAUAUUCUGGAGCAAUAGAAAUAAGGCAAACUGCUCUUAUAACUUCAACUACAACUGCAAUAUCCGGAUUUUUUAAGUUAGCUUUGUUAGCUGGAUUUUUCUUUAAAAUAAUUUUAGCCAAAUCUUCUAUGACAUCAUUCCUAUGUAAACUAUGAUUACUGUGUCGACUGAAAAACCAAAAUUAAUGUAAUAAAUACCUAUGUUGGAUAAAUAUUUGAAUAUGGGAUAAAAAAACUACUUACUUAAAAACUA
Messenger RNA from Nasonia vitripennis (jewel wasp), 5183 nucleotides. RefSeq lists its product as uncharacterized. Bases 321 to 4631 code for a protein of 1436 amino acids. Lineage: Eukaryota; Metazoa; Arthropoda; Insecta; Hymenoptera; Pteromalidae. The transcript has 20 exons. Gene Ontology annotation, biological process: lipid transport. The record is from RefSeq and is a predicted model, not a curated record. Gene Ontology annotation, molecular function: lipid carrier activity.